Messenger RNA from Hipposideros armiger (great roundleaf bat), 4909 nucleotides. It is a transcript of the gene DCUN1D1, whose product is annotated as defective in cullin neddylation 1 domain containing 1. Lineage: Eukaryota; Metazoa; Chordata; Mammalia; Chiroptera; Hipposideridae. The record is from RefSeq and is a predicted model, not a curated record. Bases 203 to 937 code for a protein of 244 amino acids. Gene Ontology annotation, molecular function: cullin family protein binding; ubiquitin-like protein binding; ubiquitin conjugating enzyme binding. Gene Ontology annotation, biological process: protein neddylation. Gene Ontology annotation, cellular component: ubiquitin ligase complex. The transcript has 7 exons.
UUCCCUGCGCGCUGCUCCGCCCUGCGCUCCGGGCUCCGACGCCCCGCAAGUCUCCGGGCGGUUUUGCUCGGGGCGGGGUCUCAGCCCCUUUCCUUUCUCCAUCAUAUCUCGACGCGUCCUCUGCUUUUGGAAACUGAGUUUCGCUGGCCAGUUGGCGGAGAACAAGUUGAAAUCAUCGCAGAAGGAUAAAGUUCGUCAGUUUAUGAUCUUCACACAAUCUAGUGAAAAAACAGCAGUAAGUUGUCUGUCUCAAAAUGACUGGAAGUUAGAUGUUGCAACAGACAAUUUUUUCCAAAAUCCUGAACUUUAUAUACGAGAGAGUGUAAAAGGAUCAUUGGACAGGAAGAAGUUAGAACAACUGUACAAUAGAUACAAAGAUCCUCAAGAUGAAAAUAAAAUUGGAAUAGAUGGUAUACAGCAGUUCUGUGAUGACCUGGCCCUCGACCCAGCCAGCAUUAAUGUGUUGAUCAUUGCGUGGAAGUUCAGAGCAGCAACGCAGUGCGAGUUCUCCAAACAGGAGUUCAUGGAGGGCAUGACAGAACUAGGAUGUGACAGCAUAGAAAAACUAAAGGCCCAGAUACCCAAGAUGGAACAAGAAUUGAAAGAACCAGGACGAUUUAAGGAUUUUUACCAGUUUACUUUUAAUUUUGCAAAGAAUCCAGGACAAAAAGGAUUAGAUCUAGAAAUGGCCAUUGCCUACUGGAAUUUAGUGCUUAAUGGAAGAUUUAAAUUCUUAGACUUAUGGAAUAAAUUUUUGUUGGAACAUCAUAAACGAUCAAUACCAAAAGAUACUUGGAAUCUUCUUUUAGACUUCAGUACAAUGAUUGCAGAUGACAUGUCUAAUUAUGACGAGGAAGGAGCAUGGCCUGUUCUUAUUGAUGACUUUGUGGAAUUUGCACGCCCUCAAAUUGCUGGGACAAAAAGUACAACAGUGUAGCACUAAAGGAACUUUCUAGAAUGUACAUAGUCUGUACAAUAAAUACAACGGAAAAUUGCACAGUCAAUUUCUGCUGGCUGGACUGAACUGAAGAUCAAUCCUCGCAAUUCAGACUGAGGGUUGAGACAAAACUUUAAGGAUACAUCUUGGACCAUAUCGUAUUUCAUUCUCCUAAUGGUGGUUUGGGCUUGUCUUCUAGUCUGGGCCGCUCUAAACAUUCAUAAUUCCAACAUUGUGGAUUUCAUCUUAUAUCUGUGGACCAUCCUAGUUUAUUCUCCCAUAAGACUUAGAAGCUUUAUGGUGAUUAUUUUGAGGUUUCCAUUCUUGCAUAAAGCACAAUGCUGUCUUCAUCAGAAAACAGUUUGGCAUAAGAAUUAAAAACAUGAACAUCACAAACAAUUUAUAAAAACUUCUUAAAUAUAUGCUUUGGGCUAGUUGCAAAGACUAUGCUGAUAGCACUUCCAAUGAGAGUGAUAUAUUUAAGUGUACUGGAUCUGGAAUGGUGUUUUCGUUUGCGGGAUUUUUUUUUUUUUCCUGGCAAAUCACAUGUAUUGUUGAUGUGAGUAGAGAAUCUGAUGAAAAAAAUGUCAAAAUAACCAACGUGAACAAUUUUUAGGAUAACUUCGUGUGCCUACCUGAAAAAUUUAUUGUGUUUCAGACCCUCGAUUUUAAAAGAUUCCACAGAACUAGUCUGCACUUAUCUUACCCAUGUUUAUAUAUAGUUGUCCUACAGGGAGCUUUUAUUUAGAAAAUAUCUGCAUAAUGUUAGAUUCUACUCCUGUCUACAUUAUGCACUACAUAAUUGGAUUUCAUUAUGAUUUUGAAAUGCUUAUAUGCCUGUCAAAUAAGUUAAACUAUUUAAUUUGUUUUGAAUGUUUCAGAUUGCUACACAAUACAAUAUUCUAAAUUUAGGCAUGAGGGUUUAUUUUUUGUUUUUGUUUUUGUCAGCACACUAUGGAACACAAAUGAAAUUCUCUUAAUUUAUAAGAUGAUAAUAGGAAUUAAAUUUUGAAAAUGGUCGUGAUGAGCCAUGAAGUUCAAUCCUUAUAGGUACUGCUCUUUCAUACAAAUAGUCCAUUUUUGAUGACUUGUUAUUUUGUUGAAAUUGCUUUAACUGCUAAUCACUGUGGUUGCCAAAUACUUACUUGAAGAGCAAAGGUUUUCAAGCAAGCAUGCACUUGAUGCAAAAUAUCAAUCCGGCUUCUAUUUUCAUAAAUUAUAUAGUCUCUACUGUUUGUUUCAUCAAAUUAGCUCAGUUUUCACAUCAAAGCAGAAUUUUAUCUUGUAUGUAUGAUUUUCAUUAGAAGACCUAUGAACUGCUUUUGUGCUGAAAACGCCAAUUUCCCUGUUCACUUCCUGACAUGUGAAGAAGGGUUUAUUGCUUUUUAAAAUAUUUCUGUAAGGCAGGUUAAAAAAAUGUAAAACUUCAACUAUUACAUGCCUAUGCUCUUUAGCAGGAAUAGAUUUUGCUUGGUAAUUCCAGGCACUCUCUAAGGUCUAAUGUUGAAAUUAUCAAAGGAAUGUACUUCACAUUAGCAGUACAUUUUAUGUAGAUGUGGAAAUGAUUUUAAGAACAAUGACAUAUUAAAACUACUUUUUAUUUACAUGAUUUUGAAAUUGACUAGAAAGCUUUUCCCAUGGAUAUUAUAUUAAUAUUCCAAUCAUAACUUUAAUUCAAGAAUACAAUUCUGCCAAAAGAAAAUUUUGAAAAUUUCUAUUCAGGUUACUGGCAUUGGUUAUUUUUAAAAAAAAAAAAAGGAAGAAAAAAGAAGAAUCCUGCUGCUUUCAAGUAUUUCCUGAUUUCAUAUGUGUAAAUAUAAAAAGGAACUUCAAUUAUGAAAAAUUUAAAAAGAUAUAUAUGUACUAUUUUGUUUCCUGUCUUGAAGAUUUUGAGUUAUGAUAUUGUUUUUAGAUUGACUAAUUAAUUCAAAUAUGCUGUGAUUUGAAUGAGAUCCCAUUAGCUUUUCUUUCCAAUAUAAAUUGUUUUUCAUAAAGUCUGAUAUUGGUUCAUGGCCUAGUGCCUUGGGUUUUACAGACUUUUUCUUUUAAAUGCAAGACCUUUUCAACAAAAUAGUAUUUGUCAUCAGUGUGGUACUAGACAUUUAUAAUUACUGUGUAAUUAUAAACAAAAAAAUACAUAAAUCUUUGAAUAUAAUUAUGUAGCAUAAAAGGUAAGGUUGUUCACUCUAUGAUGGCAUCUUAGAAUUAAACAAUACUAUUACUAGGGCUGGAAAGAAGACUGAUUUAAUGUGCUAUGAUUAUUCUGAGGAUAAAUGUCUGGUUACAGGGAAUAUUUUGUACUAAAAAUGCUUAUACAUAUGAGUGAGUGUGUGUGUGUGUGUGUAUGUGUGCGCGCGCGCAUGCGUGUGUGUGUGAGAGAGAGAGAGAGAGAGGGAGAGAGAGAGAGAGGGAGAGAGAGAGAGGUUGAAGGAGACACCCACCCACCCACAGCUUGAAUCGUUUCAGUCUUCAUUCUGGUAAACUCCCCAUGUUGAUUCUUUGUUUUAAACUGAACCACAGGUACAGUUUCCUUUUUGCCAAAUGUCAAAACAGGUACACAUUUUAAAAUGUAAUGCUUUUUAAAUAGUGUAUAAAAUUAGAAGUGCCCACACAUAAAAAUACUUGAGAUCAAGAUUAUCUUUAGUGAUUAUCACCUGCGUAUCUCUGUAAGUUCAAUUGUGUUUCUUACAAUCCCUGUCAUAUUACCAACAGAGGCAAUAAAAGCUUCAGUGAAAUUGCCAUGACUAAAUCUUUUCACAUAUUAUUUCAGUGUAAUAUUUUUAAAGACUAAAAAAUAUACCUGAAAACUUUUCCAGGAAGAAUAAUUAUUCGUGGAAAGAGCAUUGUAAUGGCAAGUUUUAGGGAGAAAAGACAUGCCAACUCUUGUUUACUACAUUUAAAAUGUUUACAACUCUACUGGGCUGCUUUAUUUAAUUAACAGUACUGUAGUUGUGUAAUAUGGCAUUGUAAGUAUGUGUUCUUCAUUAGACUUUUAAAAAGUUUUAAUGAGAGAAAGUAAACUUAAUAAAAUAACGGGAAAUCUUUUAUAUAAUAUCCUUACUGGGGAAUUCUUAUUUAAGCAAGGUAUACUAUUUUUUUCCUCAGAAAGAUUUAAGUGAAUGAAGUGUUCAUCUAUUUUUUAUUUGAUGAUAAGUUUGAGUAGUUGUAGCUAGUUUUAACGUGCACUUUGCUUAGAUUUUUUAAAACAUGUUAUUAAGACUAUGUUUUGUAAACCUUCUGUAACUUUUACGUAUUGAAUGACAGAAGAAAGUUGAACCUAAUGAAAGAAUUUUGGAAUGAAAAAGGAAAGCGGUGCUGGGGAAAUUUAUUAUAGUUCACAAAGUAUGCCUUUGUAAACCUGGAUCAACUUCUAGCAAGAAUUAAUUUAUGUAGUUCUAAAUGUUAAAUUGUGUAUAUUUAAUAGAAAAUACUUAUUUGGCACCUCAGCAGUUUUCUUUAAAUGUUACUUUAUACUUUUAACAAUAUGAUUUAUAUUGACUACAUAGAUGUUUUGAUAAGAUUUUAUCAAAUUUGAUAAUGUAAUGAUAAAAUGUUUUUAAAAUGUGAACUAUUUAACAUAUAUCUUAAUAACUGAGGACACAAUACAUGCAUUGUGAUUUCUACAUAAUGUGAUAAUUAGGAUUCAAAUUAUGGCUCAUCAUUUAAUUAUAAACGAGUAUAUUCUGAACUCUUUACUUGCCUCCAUUUUUACAAUCAUAUAGCAAUAAUUUCUAUAUUUAUAGAAAUGUGGUGAAGUUAUAUAUCACGAUACCUUUGCCUUUGAUUUCUGAGGGGAAGGGGUUUAUAUUUUACAGUUAUGAUAAAUUUGAAAAUUCCUAAUAGUACACAUCCCCUUUUCCAGGUUUAUCCUACUUGUUGCCAUUUUAGUUGAAUUCUUGGCUUGAUUUGUAUCUGAUUCUGGAGGCAGUGCUGUUUUUUUAAACUCCUAAUACAGUUACAUAAAUGGUUUUA